Molecule: messenger RNA, 1022 nt
Organism: Styela clava
Lineage: Eukaryota; Metazoa; Chordata; Ascidiacea; Stolidobranchia; Styelidae
Source: RefSeq, a predicted model, not a curated record
UGGACUGCCAAAGUAAUUCGAAUCAUAUAUAUAAUUCGAAUAAUAUGACUUAUUAUAGAGUGUAAACUUGACUAUAUUAGCACAUCCAAAUUUUUGUAAUGUAUCGUUGUCGUAAAUAAGACGCCUGUCUUUAGAUGGAAGAACCACCAAAGAUAGUGCGGAAGGCACCGCCUGUUUUGCCGCACGUUGCAAGAGCAUUGCAAUAUGGCGGACCUCCUGCUUCAGUCGGUCCAUCCGGUCAAGUUGAAAACUCUCAGCGUUUGCUGCCAAACUUGAGUGUAUUUGCUGGAGAAGUUGUAUCACAGAAUAGAUUUCAAAAGGAAGCACUGGAGGGAUUACAGCAAAUCCUGAAACAACUUCACUCAGAUGUUGAGACUCAAAAGAAAAUGUACCAAUCAUUGUCAACGGAGAGAUUGCUAUGGGAACAAAAAAUUGUUCUCUGCAAGGAAACGGCGAUUCAUAGCAGGAGCGAAAUUAGUGAGGUUAAGUCAGAGCUUCUUGAUUUGAUGAAAAUAAAACAAAAGAUAUUGGACCAGAUUCAAACAACUGAAAUAGAUAUAAGUAAAUGUGAAAAUCAAAUUAAAAAUCAAGUUUGCAAGAUGGAAAAACACAUUCAAAAGAUAGUGAAGAUAGAAGAAAAAGGCGAGGUCUUCAGGAAAAUUUCCGAGGCAAGGGAAAAACUUUCUCGAGUGCAAGACAACAUAAAUCAAUAUGUCACAUCAAAGAAUAUGGCGUUGGAGUCUGCGGAAAUAAGAUCAGAAAUGAAAAAAUUAGAUGAAGAAAAAAUGAAAUUAAGUGGAAUUUUAGUUCACAAAAGAAAUCAAGUGAAAGGAGAGGAAGAAAAAAUUUCAAAGAAAUUACAAGAACAAGAUGUGGCAAGAAAUAAAUUUGCGGCGCAAAAGCUGCGCCUUCGUCGCCAGAUUGAGAAAUCUAAAAACGUACGACAGCAAUUGAGAGACGAAGCUGAUUCCAUCAGAAUGCAGAUCAGAGAAAUUGCGGACCAUUUUCUUCAAAAAUGUUAA